AUGUGGAAGAGGUUAUUCAGUCAUUCACCCGGAGGCACAUCGGGAAACAGCGAUGAGGAAUUGCCAAAGCCGAAGCCGUUUGGCUUCAAAGACUUCAAUCCGCUUCUGAUGAAGUGGCUUUAUGACAAUGAAGGCACCAAACGCAAGAUAUUCUUUGAGAAAAUGGAGCUCAAGACACAGAUGAAUCGCGAAAGUGUAAGUUUAUAUUUACAUCGAGAUUUGAGUUUAUUUGAUUAUGAUUACAGUUUUUUUGGCUUACUUUACUAAAAGUAUGAUUAUAUAAAAUGGCGUUUUCAGCAAAUUAAUUGUAAAUAGUAUGAAGUUUUAUAUAUCAAAUGAAAGCCAUUUAAGCACUCUAUCAAAUGAUAUAUAGCACUAAGAUUUAUAUGUAUAUUAACUAUUGUAAAAGCGACAUUAAAGGUAAAAUGCAAUGGUUUUUAAGCUACUCUUUGCAUUAUUAUCUUCUACAUUACAGUAAAACUACUAUAUUUUCAGCUCGCCUACAUUGCAAUCGGAAUGUUAUCAUGUUACGUUGGCUUUGGUUAUCGUCGUGAGUUGGUAUCCGACCUGAUCGGCUUCUGUUUCCCAUUUUAUCUUACACUGAAGCUACUGAAAGCGAAGAAACGAAGACGCCGUGAUCAACGUUCUCUCCUCAUCUACUGGACCGUCUUCGCUUUGUGCCAAGUUGCGGACGACUUUUUUGGCGACAUGUUACCUGCAUACUUUUUGUUCAAGACUGUGUUUUACGUUUACUUGAUGAUACCGUCGACUGGAGGCAUCUACUACGUUGAAAAGGGUCUACUGACUAGGCUGGACACUUAUGUUUGCGGUUUUAUUGACUUAGUAUGUCGAUAA
Bursaphelenchus okinawaensis is the source of this 855-nucleotide messenger RNA. Lineage: Eukaryota; Metazoa; Nematoda; Chromadorea; Rhabditida; Aphelenchoididae. The record is from the annotation of a GenBank genome assembly.